AGUCCUUCAGGAAUUUACAUGCAUGAGAUUUUUUUUUCCUUCUGUAGACUUGCUCGGUUUAAUUGACUCUCUCCCGUCAGGGUUAGUUGACCCGUUAUGGCACGAGACGGCGGAGCAGUUGCCGUGGUAACCGUGAUUAGAUAACGCGCCGGUAUGAUGAGCGGUGCGGGUCAAUGGACGCUGCUGUUUUGACAGCUGGGUUGAGCCUCCACUACCUGGUCUGUGUGUGUGUGUGUGUGUGUGUGACAGAGAGAGCUGCUGAGGACACACACGACCCGAAGCAAGAGGUGAUUUUAUGUACACAUAAAUAUAUGUGCAGUUUUCAAAGCGAAAGGCAGAAAGGUGACAAGACUUCUUCUCAGCACCCCACACCGACCAGUGGUCAUGGCCUCCUCCCAGCUGAAGUACCUCUCUCUGGGCGUGCUGGUGUUCCAGACCACCUCCCUGGUGCUCACCAUGCGGUACUCCCGCACCCUGCAGGCCGAGGGCCCGCGGUACCUGGCCUCCUCAGCUGUGGUGGUGGCCGAGGUCAUGAAGAUCCUCACCUGCGUGCUGCUGGUCUUCAAGGAGCACAGUUAUAGCAUGCGAGCUCUGAACAGUGUUCUGCGUCAGGAGAUCGCCCACAAACCCAUAGAAACGCUGAAGCUGGCCAUUCCCUCUGGGAUCUACACGCUGCAGAACAACCUGCUGUAUGUGGCCCUGUCCAACCUGGACGCAGCCACCUACCAGGUGACCUACCAGCUGAAGAUCCUGACCACAGCUCUGUUCUCUGUGUCCAUGCUGGGCCGCAGGCUGGGCGUCUACCAGUGGCUCUCGCUGCUCAUUCUUAUGGCCGGAGUGGCUCUCGUACAGUGGCCCUCUGAGUCUUCAGCGGCCCCGGAGAAGGAGGCCCUCUCUACAGGCUCUCAGGUUGUGGGUGUGACGGCCGUUCUGGUGGCGUGCUGCUCCAGUGGAUUCGCUGGCGUCUACUUUGAGAAGAUCCUAAAGGAGAGCAAGCAGAGCGUCUGGGUCCGAAACAUUCAGCUCGGGAUGUUCGGCCUGGUGUUCGGCCUGUUUGGGAUGCUGGCCUAUGACGGAGAGCGGGUGAGGGAGUCGGGAAUGUUCCAGGGAUACAACACCGUCACUUGGAGCGUCGUAGCGCUGCAGGCGCUGGGUGGUCUGGUCAUAGCAGCGGUCAUCAAGUAUGCAGACAACAUCCUCAAGGGCUUUGCUACAUCGCUCUCCAUCAUCCUGUCAACUCUUAUAUCCUACUUCUGGCUCCAGGACUUCGACCCCACCAGCGUGUUCUUCCUGGGGGCCAUUUUGGUCAUCGCAGCCACUUUCCUCUACGGCUACGAAGGCAAACCGUCCCCGAACCCCAGCAGGGCGUAGGACGCUCACGGCUGACCCCACAGCAGCAGCAGCAGCGGUAGGAGGUCCUGUUGGAGAUGUGGAGGUGAAAGGAGGACAGAGAGCUGGAGGAAAAAAGAAGGUGAAAGGUCUUUAUCAUAUAGUGUGAUCACAGAAAGGGAGAAACAGAGCGCAGGAGGAGGAGGAAAAAAGGUUAAAAUCAAAAAGCAAGCACAACGCUGUGAUGGCUCUCACACACCAAAAGUGCCUCUGAUGAGAAGAAAACUGUGGCGAAAAACAGGAUUGUUUGUUUUUUUCUUUGUUCCUAUAAUUAACCGCCGUAGAGGAAGUCCCGGUUGCCGCACCUCCACAUCUGGAGAGAGAUUCUCUACAGGACCAACUGAUUGUGUUGAUUAAAAGCCUGUUUGACUGCCAGUCACUGUUACUGCCACAUCGGUCACACUUACACAACAAAAGGAGGCAGACAGGCAGGAGUUUAUAUAUUUUUUUAUUUUAGAUGUAGUGCGACUUUAGCCCACAUUGUUGGCUCCUUCCCCCAGAGUUGCAGACACUUUAUUUUGUCCCACUUUGAGCUCUGAAAGCACAUUUAAGGCCAUUUUUUCCGUGAAACAAGCCACUGAAGCUGAAUACUGAAUAUGCUUCAGGAUGUCCGGGAGGCAGAGAACUCAACCACUCGACGCACCGAGAGCCUUUAGACGAUGGAGGUAUCAGUGACCAUAACUAGUAUUGUUUCCCAUGUUACGCUUUGUUCAGCUAUUUUUGGAAACAGUCUUUGUUGCCAGGCAACAUGUAGUCACUGGGAUGUAUUUGAUAUCAUAUACGGUGACAGAAUUACUGUACGACUGGUCUGUCUGUGUCUGGUGGAGUUUAAUGUUUCAAAGUAAUCUGAGUGUGUGAAUAAAAUGCUACAGGAAUAAACUAAUUGGAAAUUCUGAUUUAGAUUGUAACCGGGGUUAUUAUUAAGGAUGCACUGAGCCUUUUUCAGCCCCAAUACCGAUACCAAGUACAGAUCCAAUGCAAGUGUUUAAUUAGCCCUUAAUAGGGCACUCAUUGAAAUACUUGCAAAUUCCAAAUUUCAACUUAAUAGAAAA
Messenger RNA from Centropristis striata (black sea bass), 2441 nucleotides. It is a transcript of the gene slc35a3a, whose product is annotated as solute carrier family 35 member A3a. NCBI's taxonomy places the organism in Eukaryota, Metazoa, Chordata, Actinopteri, Perciformes, Serranidae. Gene Ontology annotation, biological process: pyrimidine nucleotide-sugar transmembrane transport. The transcript is spliced from 8 exons. Bases 385 to 1371 code for a protein of 328 amino acids. Gene Ontology annotation, molecular function: UDP-galactose transmembrane transporter activity. Gene Ontology annotation, cellular component: Golgi membrane. The record is from RefSeq and is a predicted model, not a curated record.